AUGGUCCUGGGCUGACAGUAGACGAGAUCACGAGGGUCUGUUGGCUUAGCCGAGCUGAAAUGGUUUCCUUUUCCACCUUGGUCAAGGCUCAGAAACUUUUUAGGUUUGGUCAUGGCCCCGAGCCGACUGUCAUCCCUACUGCUGCUAGUGGUGGUGGUGACAUAAUUGUGGUGGCGGCGACUCAAUAG
Messenger RNA from Ilex paraguariensis (yerba mate), 188 nucleotides. Lineage: Eukaryota; Viridiplantae; Streptophyta; Magnoliopsida; Aquifoliales; Aquifoliaceae. The record is from the annotation of a GenBank genome assembly.